AUGGCUGAUGAUUGUGCAGCAACUAAUCCACCUAAGAGAUCUGACGUGGCUCCUACAGAAUUAAAAAAUUGGUUCCAGUCCUUGAGGCAAAUCCAUCGGGUUCGGGCAGACGGCAGCGGAAGGUCAUGGCAGAUGGCAACUCGAUGCCCAGAGGCUUCAAAAUCGUUGGUAUAUUUUUCUGAUGGAAACCAUGUUUCACGUGGAAGAAAAGCACCACCUAGUCACUGCUUGUUCACAAUCAAUUCCUUCUCUUUGCUUUCUGAGCCAUACACCUCAGAAAAAUUCGAAGCCGGCGGAUACGAAUGGACUCUAUCUGUUUACCCAUCUGGGAACAAAAAAAGGGACGGAGAUCAUCACAUAUCAAUAUAUCUGAACUUGAUAGUUCAAAACUCAAAUUUAAUUCCCGUUGGUUGGGAGGUCAAUGCCAUUGCAAAUUUGUUUGUAUAUGAUUGCCUUCACGACGAGUAUUUGUCAACUCAAGAUGCGAGCAUAAGGCGGUUCCAUGAGCUUCAAACAGAAUGGGGUAUCCCAAAAUUCAUCGACCUUGUCUCAUUCAAUGAACCUUCAAAUGGAUAUCUAAUGGAGGAUUCGUGCACAUUCGGAGCAGAAAUUUUUGUUGUCAAGCCCACUUAUCAAGGAUUAAAUAUAUCAUUGAGACAGGAACCUCCUUCUCUUUUCUAUAGAUGGAAAUUCAAUAACUUUUCAAAUUCCAAAUUUGAAUCGUACGUGUCUGAAACUUUCAUGGCUGGGGACUACAAAUGGAAGCUCACUUUCUACCCUAAUGGGUUUUCUGAGGCCAGGGGGAAUAGUAUCUCCUUAUUUCUGACUAUUGAUGAAUCGUCCAUUCCAGAAAACACUAAAUUAUAUGUGCAUUGCAUCUUGCGAGCCAGAGACCAAAUCAAUGAGCAGCAUGUUGAAGAAGAAUUCUAUAGGCACUUCUCAAAGUCGAAUCGAUUAUGGGGCUCAAGAUUGUUCGUGCCACUGGCCAAAUUGACGGAUCCAACUAAGGGUUUCUUGCAAAGGGAUAGUUGUAUUUUUGAGGCUGAGUUUAAAAUUCUGGGCAUAGUUGAAAAGAGUAUUUGA
Prosopis cineraria is the source of this 1083-nucleotide messenger RNA. Its product is annotated as ubiquitin carboxyl-terminal hydrolase 15-like. The transcript is spliced from 6 exons. Gene Ontology annotation, molecular function: protein binding. The record is from RefSeq and is a predicted model, not a curated record. The coding region runs from base 1 to 1083 and encodes 360 amino acids. Lineage: Eukaryota; Viridiplantae; Streptophyta; Magnoliopsida; Fabales; Fabaceae.